Messenger RNA from Aspergillus calidoustus, 1222 nucleotides. The record is from the annotation of a GenBank genome assembly. NCBI's taxonomy places the organism in Eukaryota, Fungi, Ascomycota, Eurotiomycetes, Eurotiales, Aspergillaceae.
UCUACCUCCGCAAGUCCACAGCCACAACGCCUUCUCAUCAGAUCUCAAAUCUUCCUCCCAAGGUCUAUCUACGAUGGGUUCUGCAUUUACCUCUUCAGAGGUCCCCAUGUCAGGGCAGGCCGGCUCCCACUAUAUUCCCACACAUCAGUACACGCAGAGGCUUGCAACAGUCAACUACCCUGACGUUCAAUACAAUGGCUAUGGCUUCAACGCUUCAGAACGUCCCAGUUUUGGCACUCAUCGCUUUCCCGAAGGUGAAUUCGUCAGUCCCGGCUUUUUCCAGCACCUCGAUCCGAAGAUUUUCACUCUUCCACAAGCGGAGGUCGACUGGACAUACAGUUUGCGCCGGGAGGCGCAACGGAUCCUUCCGUUUCUGUAUCUCGGACCGUGGAGCUGUCUCUCGAACAAGCAGUGGCUCAGAGAUGAAGGUUUCACUCUUCUGUUUGGUGUUCGAGACGAGCGGCUGGCGAAAUUACGACUUGUCUCAGGACACAAAGCCGCCGCAGAUCUGGGUAUCGAGUCGGACUCUUUCGAUGUCUCCAGUAGUCAGGACGUAAUCGCUAGAUUGCCGCAAGCUAUACGACGCAUCAACGAUCAUAUCUAUCCUUCAAUAGAUUCGGUGUCCGGACAGCCCAUUCCCAAAAAGGUUCUCGUAUUCUGCGAAACCGGAAACGGGCUGUCUGCCUCGGUCGUGGUGGCGUAUCUGAUGGUUAUGCUCAACAUGGAGUUGGGCCACGCGCUCAACUUCCUUCACUCGCAGCGGUUCUGUAUCGACAUGGAGGAUGGGUUGAGGCCUCUGUUGAGCGCUUUUGAAGGAAUUUUGGUGGCCAAGAGUGAUGUUGAGAAUGCGAGAAAGUCUGUCUUUGCGCACUCGAGUUUAGCUGCUCCGACGAUGACACUAUCAAAGAAACGAAGCUUUGCCGACCAAGUCGAAAACGAACCCCCAGAGUAUGAGAGUAUGGAGGCGGAAUUCUCUGCAGAUAGGAAGCCUUUGGCACCAUUCCAGGAUCGCUAGGCAUUGCGUUUACCGUGUUUUUCAUGGCUUUUCCCUUCUUUGUAUCUUAGUUCUCGUCUACCAUAAUCAGCCAGGCAACUGCAGGUUCAGGCGUCUAGGCAUUUGAGCUUAAUGAAUAUCCGCAUAAUGAGGGCAUUUCGCGAGGCUUGGAUUUUCAAAACAGGUAGCUCCAUUCAAUUACCAACAAUUUGCGCAAGUAAGAGAUUG